Stylophora pistillata is the source of this 483-nucleotide messenger RNA. RefSeq names its product THAP domain-containing protein 4-like. Lineage: Eukaryota; Metazoa; Cnidaria; Anthozoa; Scleractinia; Pocilloporidae. The record is from RefSeq and is a predicted model, not a curated record.
AUGUCGCAAAACUGCUGUGUUACGAAUUGUAAGAAAAAGGUUUAUCGGGAGGAAGACUUAAAGAUAUCUUUCCACAAAUUUAUGAAAAAUGAAGACCUAUUAGCAGCAUGGAUUCGAGCUGUUCGAAGAGAUGUGGAUCACCACUUUAGGAUAUCUUCGCACACGAGGGUUUGCUCGAGACACUUCAAGGAUUCAGAUUUUCAGGGCACACUCGCUGGCAGAGGAACACUUCAUCCUACCGCUGUUCCUUCCAUUUUUUCGUGGAAGAAAGAUUCUCCUAAGAGGCGAAAACCACCAAAACCCCGGUAUGUAGUCUCUAAAGCGGGGCCUCAAGUUGCCAACGAAGAACUCGAGGUAAAUAGUACAAUCUUAAAUGUUGACAAGGUUGCCGACGAAAAGCUCGAAGUAAAUACAUGUAAUACUAGCUUAAACGUUGACGAGGUAUGCAAAGUCCUUGAGGUCGUUGCUUACAUAUUCCUCUAA